CCGUCUGCUCGCCCUCGCUGUGCCCGUCCGUGCGCUCCGCUCCCUCGGGCCGGUGCCGGAAGCGGCGGCGCCCCCGGGCCCGCCCGUCGGGGCGGCCGCUCCCGGGCUCCGGGAAGGGGCGGAGGGCCCGGCAGGUGCCGCGGCAGGGACGGAGGGAAGGGAGGGACGGAGGAUGGCGGCGGGGGACCCGGAGCAGGCGCGGUACUGCGGGCGGCUCUCCUACCUGUGCCUGAAGCUCACCCUCAUCACCUACUCCACCACGUUCUGGGUGAUUGGAGCCCUCGUUCUGGCCAUUGGGAUUUAUGCAGAAAUUGAAAGACAGAAGUACAAAACUCUAGAAAGUGCCUUUUUAGCCCCAGCAAUUAUUUUAAUACUUUUGGGCAUUGUGAUGUUCCUGGUGUCCUUUGUGGGUGUACUGGCUUCUCUAAGAGACAAUUUAUGCCUUCUGCAAGCAUUCAUGUACAUCCUUGGUAUCUGCUUGCUGAUUGAACUGACAGGUGGAGUAGUGGCCCUGAUCUUCAGGAACCAGACGAUCAAAUUUUUAAAUGAUAAUAUUAGAAGAGGAAUUGAGAAUUACUAUGAUGAUUUAGACUUCAAGAACAUAAUGGAUUCUGUUCAAAAGCAGUUUAAGUGCUGUGGUGGGGAGGAUUAUAGAGAUUGGUCCCAAAAUGUGUACCACAACUGUGCAGCUCCAGGACCACUGGCUUGUGGGGUGCCCUACACUUGCUGCAUCAGAAAUAAGACAGACAUUAUCAACACCAUGUGUGGGUACAAAACCAUUGACCAAGAGCGCCUGAGCGUUCAGCACAUCAUCUACGUCCGAGGGUGCACGAACGCUGUGCUCAUUUGGUUUUUGGACAACUACACCAUCAUGGCUGGCGUGCUGCUCGGCAUAUUGCUGCCCCAGUUCCUGGGCGUGCUGCUGUCCUUGCUGUACAUCACCCGGGUGGAGGACAUCAUCACGGAGCACAAGCUGAGCGAGAGCCUGUGGGGAGACGCGCGCCCCAGAGCCACCCCCAAGCUCUCUGGAGCUGGCUGCUGCAUGUGUUACCCGGGCUGACCUGGGGAGCCCAAAGUGCAGCUGCAACCAGGCAAACCCAGCAGCUUUGGUCCCUGCUGGCCGCUCCAGACUUGUGGGGUGGUGAAGCAGCCAGGGCUGUGUGAGAGCCAGGACACAGCGGAGGGGCCCCGCACGGAGCUGCUGGACAAAUGUUGUGGAUCACUGCAUCUCCUUCAGAGUGAUUGCUGAGUGAUGGCACAGCCAGGAAAAAAAAAUGGAGAAGAUUUGGACGUCGAUUUCUAGGAUUUCUUUGCAUCUUGGGGUCUCGUAUCUAUGUUUGUCCUUUGCCAACUUUAUUUUU
Cinclus cinclus is the source of this 1361-nucleotide messenger RNA. It is a transcript of the gene TSPAN15, whose product is annotated as tetraspanin 15. NCBI's taxonomy places the organism in Eukaryota, Metazoa, Chordata, Aves, Passeriformes, Cinclidae. The record is from RefSeq and is a predicted model, not a curated record. The transcript is spliced from 8 exons. Gene Ontology annotation, cellular component: membrane. The coding region runs from base 173 to 1060 and encodes 295 amino acids.